Molecule: messenger RNA, 1705 nt
Organism: Erpetoichthys calabaricus (reedfish)
Lineage: Eukaryota; Metazoa; Chordata; Cladistia; Polypteriformes; Polypteridae
Gene: hoxc13a
Product: homeobox C13a
Exons: 2
Coding region: 45-965 (306 amino acids)
Biological process (GO): regulation of transcription by RNA polymerase II
Molecular function (GO): RNA polymerase II cis-regulatory region sequence-specific DNA binding; DNA-binding transcription factor activity, RNA polymerase II-specific
Source: RefSeq, a predicted model, not a curated record
UUGCUGGAGAAGUCGACUUUUAAAAAGCAUCGGCAGACCGUGAUAUGACGACUUCGCUGGUUCUGCAUCCACGCUGGGCGGAUACCUUGAUGUACGUGUAUGAAAAAAGCCCGAAUGAAAAUAAUCACAAUAAAAACCAAGUCAUGGAGGGAAUAAGUGGGAAUUGCCCAGCGAGUCAUUGCAGGGAACUGAUCUCUCACCCAGCUUUGGGUCGCCAUUCCGGCAGCAUAGCGGCUCAUCAGGGUUCGGUUUAUUCGGAUAUUUCAUCUCCGGACGCGGGCAGGCAAUGUCCGGCUCCCCAGACUUCUUCGAGUGCAACCCUGGGCUACGGAUAUCCGUUUGGGAGUCCUUAUUACGGGUGCAGAUUGUCACACACGCACAACGUGAACCUGCAGCAAAAGCCUUGCUCUUAUCACCCGGCCGAAAAGUACUCUGAACCAAGCAACACUAUUCCCACGGAAGAACUGUCAUCCAGAGCAAAAGAGUUCACGUUUUACCCAAGUUUUGCCAGUUCCUACCAAGCUGUCCCUGGUUACUUAGACGUGUCCGUGGUUCCAGGUAUAAGCACGCACCCGGAACCAAGGCAUGAGGCUUUAAUACCAAUGGAAGGCUAUCAGCAUUGGGCUCUCUCCAACGGUUGGGAUGGCCAGGUUUAUUGCUCCAAAGAGCAAACGCAGUCCUCUCAUCUGUGGAAGUCACCUUUUCCAGAUGUCGUGCCUCUGCAGCCCGAGGUGAGCAGUUACCGGCGAGGACGGAAGAAGCGGGUCCCUUAUACAAAGAUCCAGCUGAAGGAGUUGGAGAAGGAGUACGCCAGCAGCAAGUUCAUCACCAAAGAGAAAAGGCGACGUAUCUCAGCAUCAACUAACCUCUCAGAACGUCAGGUCACGAUUUGGUUUCAGAACCGACGUGUCAAAGAAAAGAAGUUCGUCAGUAAAUCCAAAUCAUCUCACAUGCACACCACUUGAGAACGGGUGCCUAUAUCUAUUUAAACCGAACCCAAGAACACUCAUCCUGAACCCCAAGAUCCUACAUGUAAACGUUUCACAAUCAAUAUUUGUCUUUUCGUGAAAGCUAUUUAAAAGCUAAAGAGACUGCUGCCCCUGUUGGUCGCUCUUUAUCUUUCCUUUAUGAAUGUGAACAAUCACUUACUUUUUUUUAAGCAUUUGUAUAAAUAUAUAAUUGUAUAUUAAAAAAAAAAAAAAACUUGUAUGAAAUACUUGUAUACGUUUAAAAAUGUGUGUCCAGUCUUAAAUCUCUUUUUUUCAUGCUGAGUUUUUAUACCUCUUUUCCAGAAAUUGGAUAAAUAAAAAAUGACACAUUCAUAUAUUUGAGCUCCACACAGCGACGACAAGGCAAUUUUAUAUAAGAUGUUCGAUUCACUUCAAACAUCUCAGUCAAAACUUGUCAACGGAGAGAUAUAAGACUGCUAAUGUCGAAAUUGUACAGUAUACAGUAUGUCACAAUGUCUGAAUGUAGUCGACGUGGGACAAAUUGAUAAUUUGAAUAUUGGUUUAUUUCUAUAUCUUCCUCGAGGAAUAUUAGUAUCUGUUUUUUUUGCAAAAUGAAAUAAGCAUCCCAGAAAUCGAAUGACGUUGCUCAUUAAAAUGUAAGCAUACCAUGCUUUGCUCAUUCCUAAUAGUAUAUGACAUCUUAUCGCAUUAAGACUGUUGCUUCUUCCUGCAAGCUGUGUCUUCAUAUUAAUUGU